Lolium rigidum is the source of this 303-nucleotide messenger RNA. Its product is annotated as non-specific lipid-transfer protein C4-like. Lineage: Eukaryota; Viridiplantae; Streptophyta; Magnoliopsida; Poales; Poaceae. The record is from RefSeq and is a predicted model, not a curated record. Bases 1 to 285 code for a protein of 94 amino acids. The transcript is spliced from 2 exons.
AUGGCGCCGAGCACCGUCCUCCCACGCGCGCUCCUGGCGGCGUGCGUCGUCGCCGUGCUCCUGGCUUCCACGGCGCCGGCGGCGGAGGCGCAGGGGGAGUGCGUGCCGCAGCUGAACCGCCUGCUGGCGUGCCGCGCCUACCUGGUCCCCGGCGCGGCGGACCCCAGCCCCGAGUGCUGCAGCGCGCUCGGCUCCAUCUCCCGCGACUGCGCCUGCAGUACCAUGGGCAUCAUCAACAGCCUCCCCUCCCGCUGCAACAUUGGGCAGGUCAACUGCGCGGCUUGAGGAGCGUAGCAAGGAUGC